UUCAGUAUUUCAAAUUGUUUCCGUUUUAAAUAUUUAUUUUAUUAUACAUAACGCAGGUACUAGAUUUGAUUCUUUUGCACAACCUAGAUUAAUUUCAAAUUUUAUUUUUAUUGAUUAUAAGCGUUUCUGCAAUACUUUUUUAUUGGUUCCGCUACUCUUGUGGUCUUUGCGCGUUGCUAAAAUUUAUUGUUAGAGUGGGUCUUUGUUACUCUAUCCUCAAGUUGCCGUGAAAAAGCUGGUUUUAGACCUCGGAUUUGUUGGCACCGCGCCUGAAAGUGAACGCUGUGAUCAAAAGCGCGACAGUAACAAUCAAAAGGCUUGACCCAUUGAGAAAUAAUCUAAAAUUCUCUUUUUGACUUGCACUUAAAAAGCGAAUUCUGAGCCUAGUGAGUAAUAUAUUUUUGUUACAAAAAUAUAUUGAACUGUUAGGAUAGAAGCUUUUGAAUUUCCUUCUCAAAUUCUUUAUUCAUAUUAUUUCCCUUCAAAUCUGCUGCGUAGUGCAUUAUUGUAAUGAGAAACAUCAUAUUUCGUUUCAUGGCUCACAAUAUAAGAAUAACUAACCAGGUCGGGCGCGCACUAAACACUCGUCAGACGAGCCUUUGUAUUAUUUCACGAUCGGUCAGGUGUGCACGGCGUUUUAAUAAUGUGUGUGUUCGAGGCGUCAAGUCGAUCCAUUCCAACCAGUUUAUUUCACAACUGAACGAGCAAGAGAGAGAGAAACGCUCUUUCCAUAUAGUUUUGUAGGCGAUGGAGACCUGCCAGGUCGCAGACUCCUCGCCCACCAAAAGGCAGAGGAAAACUGCUGUGGUGUCGCUGUUGCAGAAGGUGGACGUCGUCCCGGACAACCACGAUGACGUGCCCUACGCCGAUGGAAGCGAGCACAGCGAAAACUCGGACGAGGAGGCGGACAAGGUUGCGGAGAACGGAAUCUCCAGACUCACCGCUCCGGAGCCUGGCGCGCUCACGGCCAAAUUCAGGAGGCGCAAUUCCAUCUCGCUGCCCGCGGGACUCGACGCAUUGCUCGAAUUGCCCGAAGAAAAGCGAGCAAAAAUGAAAGGUGACAAAGAAAUCUCUCCGGUCAGCAAAACAGAUUUAGAAGCCAUUACAGAGGCAAACACUAAGGGCGAAGGAGCGUCAGAUGGAGAGUCAAAUAGCGGUGGGUCUUGUUCAGACGAUGAAUCUUCGUACUCAGCAUCAGAUGAAGAAAAUAUAUCUGUGAAAAUGCCACUGCGCUCCUCGAGGAAAAAAUCUGUGAUGCCCCUUCCAAAACUGCGACUCAACGACACUGAGCUGCCCGACGAAUUCUUAGACAGAGGUUUCAGCGGCAUGGAGUCGCCAGGCAACUCUGUCACCAGUAUUAAUAGUCUGUCUAGUCUUCUGAAGGAGAAAUUAGUGAUGACAUUCCCUGGUGUGCUACGGCGGAAACGUCCGCGGGAAUACAAACUCAAGGCAUUCGUGGCCAUCCUUUUUCUUUGCAUUGUAUUUUUAGUUGGUUUUGCCUACAUUUUCUAUCACCAGCAAGUAUUACAGAGGGCCUACUUUGAGAGGAUAAGAUUUAACAAGGACGAGCGGCAGAUGAAAGUGUAUGGAGCCGACGGCCAAGAACUUAUUUCCGGAGUGUUGGGAGUCGGUCUCGGUGGUCGCUCGUACCCCUGCCUGGCAAGGGACAACCCUGGCAAUGGCUCGGUUUGUCUUGAGUGGAUGCGGUACGCACGCCUCGUGAUGCGUUACGACGAGUUCGCAGAUGACGUGCGGUGCUACCACAUCACCUGGCAGUCCCUUUCUCACCAACACCACCCGACCGACUGCUUUGACUGGAGUUUCAGCAAAGGCCACUGGUUUGGCGGCGGUUUGGCCAGUGGAGGCGCCUGGCCUUUGGAAAAGGGCCACGUCAGGAUGGCGCCGUUCGUCACUGGGUCUGUUCCAGGGCAGUCGUGGGCGAACGUCCUGCAGCGCUACUUCCUAAACUCUCAGGGCGCAGCCAUUCUAAUCGACGACGACAGUCCCCUAUAUGUCGACCUCAAUUCGACCAUGGCCAGCAAAUUCUGUAUCAAGGCCAAGCAUGAUGACUUUGCCUAUGUUUACCACAAAACAGACAUGCCUCAGUUGAACUACUCGGUCUGCACCGCUCCAGAUGUGAAGCAGCUGCACUCAUUUUUGGCUGAAAGCUCACUUUGGGACGGCAUCAAGGAGUCUGACGAGCAGAUCAUAAACUCUUUGCUGACAGAACCGAUCUGGCAAAUUCCUGCAAACAACCCUGACCAGCUGACCGAACAGGAGGUGGCUAACCUUACCGAGGAAGUAGUUUCUCUGGGCUACCCAGCAGGGCCUGUAUUGCUGAAUGAAUUCUGGCAGUCGAGCGCAGGUGAUCUGGUGCUGGACGAAAGCCGCUUCCCCACAUUCAAGGAUACAGUCGACAUCAUCCAUCGUAGAGGCUUCAGGGUUGUGCUCACCGUCCAACCCUUUAUCAGCACCGAGUCCAAUAACUUUUACGAAGCGGUUCGUGAAGGCCUCUUGGUCAACGAACGGGGCGGAGAAAUACCUGCGCUCACAAGGUACAAGAACUUUCUGAGUGCUGGUGUGGUGGACAUUACCAAAAACCAUUCCAUUUUGUGGCUCCAACAAAAGCUCAAGUCCUUGCAGCAGCAGCACAGCAUAGAUUCAUUUUACCUGGAUAUGGGCAGCGCCUACGACAUGCCUCGUUACUACCAAUUUGACCAGCAGCUCACCAACCCCGACCAGUUCAAAACUCAGCUGACCAAGAGAAUCCAGCAAAGUGUUCCUCUGCUCGGAGUAUCUGGGGCGAUACAGCGCCCGCAGCCUCCAACCUUUGUCUCGCUGCCUCCCUUUGCCUCAGACUGGCGCUCCCUGAACACCAUCAUACCUGCCCUUCUCACCUACGGCAUCAUGGGCUAUCCUUUUCUCCUGGCCGGACCUGUUGGGGGCGAAUGCGAAAUCACCUCCAACCUGCCUGAGCGGGAGUUGUACAUUCGUUGGAUGCAACUUGCCGCUUUUCUUCCCACCCUGAGCUUCAAGCACCUGCCCAGCAGAUACGACGCAGAAGUUGAAAAGAUCGCAAAAGGCCUUUUGGAACUGAGGCAAACGCUGGUGAACCCUUUGCUCACAAAAUCCAUCGACGAGGCUCUAAACAACGGAAUUCCGUUCGCGCGCCCUCUCUGGAUGCUGGAGCCUCUGGGGCAGGCGGCGCAGAGUGUGGACGACGAGUUCUCCAUUGGCGACCAAAUUAUUGUUGCCCCUGUUCUGCAGCAAAACUCGGAGGAGCGGGAAGUCUACUUGCCGAACGGUGUGUGGAAGGACGGAAUCGACGGUAGUCUGCGAAAGGGCAACAGGUGGAUUCACCACUACAGAGUGCCUCUGGACAAAGUUGCAUACUUUUUGAGGAUGCCUAACAAUACCAGGUUUUAAAUGUAUGAAAUUCAGACUUCUUUAAUAAUUCAAUUAAGUGGUAUUAGAGCUGUAAAUUAAAUCUUUGAUGAUAUCUAUUGUAUUGAAAAAAAAAAUAUCUCAGGUGUAUAAUUUAAUUUUUCUCGUAUGCAGAAUACACCAAAAAAUUAAAAGACGUGUUUAGGAAAAUUUUAUUAUUUGUGCCUUAUUUUGUCUGCAUAUACUUAAAAAUACUUUAACU
Molecule: messenger RNA, 3646 nt
Organism: Neocloeon triangulifer
Lineage: Eukaryota; Metazoa; Arthropoda; Insecta; Ephemeroptera; Baetidae
Gene: beag
Product: protein Red
Exons: 9
Coding region: 748-3426 (892 amino acids)
Biological process (GO): carbohydrate metabolic process; mRNA splicing, via spliceosome
Cellular component (GO): nucleus
Molecular function (GO): hydrolase activity, hydrolyzing O-glycosyl compounds
Source: RefSeq, a predicted model, not a curated record